AUGGACAACUUUAACUUCAUCGACCUCUUUGCUGGCAUAGGUGGGAUUCGUAUUCCAUUUGAAAAGUUAGGCGGAACAUGCGUGUUUAGUUCCGAAUGGGAUAAACACGCCCAGCAGACCUACACGCACAACUUUGGUGAGACACCCGCUGGUGACAUUACCAAAAUUGACGAAGCCGACAUCCCGGACCAUGAUGUUUUAUUAGCGGGUUUUCCGUGCCAACUCUUCAGCAUUAUUGGAGAUAAGCAGGGUUUUGAGGACACACGCGGCACGCUGUUUUUUGACAUCGCUCGGAUUUUGAAACAGAAGCAGCCGAGCGCGUUCCUCCUUGAAAAUGUCAAGCAGUUGCUUACCCACGAUAAAGGGCAAACCUUCGCGGUUAUACAAGCACAAUUGUCACGAUUGGGCUAUACCACCUAUCACAAGGUAUUGAACGCUCUGGAUUUUGGAUUACCACAGAAACGAGAACGGAUUUUCAUCAUCGGGUUUCGUGAACCAAUAGCAUUGAGUUCCCGAAGCCUAUUGGCGUAUACAAACCGCUCUCGGAGAUUUUGGAGCCUGACGAAGAUGUUGAACCCAAUCUAUUUGCAUCGGAACGCAUCCAACAGUCGCGACUUUGAAAAGUGCAAAUGCACACCCUUUUUCCCCUCUAUCUGGCACGAAAACAAGGGAGGCAACAUUUCGGUUCUACCCUUUUCGUGUGCGUUGAGAGCGGGUGCCUCUAUAACUAUCUUUUGGUGA
This is a messenger RNA of Geodia barretti, 741 nucleotides long. NCBI's taxonomy places the organism in Eukaryota, Metazoa, Porifera, Demospongiae, Tetractinellida, Geodiidae. The record is from the annotation of a GenBank genome assembly.